AUGGCCCGCGGCGCCUAUUCAAAUGUCGGGGGACUCGCGGGCUUCACUCGAGGGAAGCAUGAUCACUGUCAGAGGAUAAGUAUUCUCUCUUUCUUCGCAGUGAUGAUGAUUAUUUAUUUAUAUAUCGAUGCUCGAAGAGCUCGAUUACCUUCGCGAGAGGAGGAGCCAAUAAGAGGCGCUGGGUCUGAUUUUGCACUGGCUCAAGUGGGCCCGAUGAUCGACGCUUCGCGGAUUAAUGUGGAGUUGAGGCCCAUAGCUGUUGUGAAGAAGGAUAAGUAUGGUGAAGAGCAAGGGACAGUGGUUUUGAAGAUGAAGCUCACGACACUCGAGAACGAACCAGCUACCACAGAGCCACCAGUUCCCCCCGAGACUUCCCCUUCACCAUCGACGCAUGCUGUCCCCAAGACCAUCGCGACCACCCAAGCGGCCUCGGUGCCGACUCAAGCGCAGUAUACGGCUGCGGCUCCUACGAAACCAAAUACUACACCGGAGCUGAUAGAAUUCGAGUUGGUCCCGGUCACGAAGAGCGGUAAAGGGAAGAAUGAGGCUGAGCCGAAUGGUGAUGAUGAUGCUCGACUUGAGACUGUAGCCAGCGGUGAGGUUGGGAAAGUAUCCGGAGAGGUAGUGACCGCUAAGGCGCUGCCGAGUGAGGCACCAAAGGGAUCGGCAGUCAACGUGUCUGAGCGGACUCAUGAGGUUGAUAUCGUGGGGAAGAUGACUGUAGAGGGUCGAGUGGACCUCCCCUCUGAGAGUAGUGUUGGGAAAGCGACCCGGACGGGGGACAAGAGCGAUAGUACGCGUUCCCGAGGGACAGACCGGGAGGUAGAGCAGACAACGAAGAGCAUCACGAUGCCUCUGGUGAAAGCUUCCGAACCAGCGACUACCUCGUCACCUCGGGCGAACAUGGUUGAUGAUCGAACUGAAGAUAUGGCCGCGAUCGUGGAGCGUCUGGAGAAACUCGAGGCUGAGGUUGGAUCUAAAACACAACCACGGAAGGAGUCCAGAGAGGCCAGUGGUGACCAGACGAAGACUUGA
This is a messenger RNA of Perkinsus marinus ATCC 50983, 1035 nucleotides long. RefSeq lists its product as hypothetical. The record is from RefSeq and is a predicted model, not a curated record. NCBI's taxonomy places the organism in Eukaryota, Perkinsozoa, Perkinsida, Perkinsidae. The coding region runs from base 1 to 1035 and encodes 344 amino acids. The transcript is spliced from 4 exons.